AAGGGCGCAAACGAGAACGACACACAAGGGGGCAUCGAUAUGCACAAGGCACUAGAUCGAUUGACGUCGAACUCAAAAUCACAAGACAGCGACAAGAAUAGCAAAGUGUCAACCUCGGAGUCCUCAGACGACUAUGGGGAAGGCGAGGACGCGGAUGACGAUCCAGAUCGCAUUGUGGCAACUGCGAUGACCAUUUUCCAGAGGGGAAAGAAGAAGAAACUUCGUACAUGGGAGAUGCUGAGGCAUACUUUGGUAGUCAGUCGUGACGAGGCAACGGACCGCUCACGCGGAGCAGCAGUUGACGCUAGGGCUAGCAUCCCUGUUGCUGCUGGUGUGUCGUCACUAAAUGCUCUCGGCCAAAACAGUCCCCGAACAACUGUGUUUUCAAGAGCUUCAUCAAAACUAUCAACUAUUACUUAUUC
This is a messenger RNA of Amoebophrya sp. A25, 422 nucleotides long. The record is from the annotation of a GenBank genome assembly. NCBI's taxonomy places the organism in Eukaryota, Dinophyceae, Syndiniales, Amoebophryaceae.